This is a messenger RNA of Coffea eugenioides, 714 nucleotides long. RefSeq lists its product as uncharacterized. The record is from RefSeq and is a predicted model, not a curated record. The coding region runs from base 1 to 714 and encodes 237 amino acids. The transcript has a single exon. Lineage: Eukaryota; Viridiplantae; Streptophyta; Magnoliopsida; Gentianales; Rubiaceae.
AUGGCGGAUGAACUAGAGGAAGUGUUAAAAAAAUUUGCCUUGUCUAGUUUAGAACAGAAUGGUAAGUGGUUAGAGCUGGAUGAUGUUGAUUUAGGAGUUUCUGAGUGUUUCAAUAGUAUCAUCGGGAAGAUAAGAGGAGAAACAAUGGCUAAUUUGACUGGGGUUAAGAACCUCGUCACAGCAGCUUGGGGGUACCCUAAAGAACUAUCAAUGACAGAGUUGGGGCCAAAUCUAUUCCAGUUCUUUAUCCCUAAGCAGAAUGACAGGUUAAGAAUCCUCAAUGGAGGACCUUGGGUGAUUGAUAACCAAAAACUAGUGCUCAGUAGUUGGGAGGUAGGAAUUGAAGAAAGUACGGAAGCCUUUAAAUUUGCUCCACUAUGGGUACAAGUGUGGAAUCUCCCAAUUCACUGGAUUUCUAAGGAAGUUGAAAGGAAAAUGGGGAUGGUAUUCAAGGAAGUUAAAGAGGUGUUGAUCUCUCACUCAGGAGGAAAGAAAGGGAAACAUAUCAAGCUUCUGGUAAAAGCUGACAUGACCCAACCAUUGUUAAGAGGUACUACAGUUAAGAUGAAUGGAGUAUUGAAAUGGGUAAGCUUCAGAUACAAGAGAGUCCCUGAAUUUUGCUACAAAUGUAGAAUAAUUGGUCACAGUGAAAAGAAAUGCAAGAAUAAUAUAAUUAUCAGCAAAGGACAAAAGGAAAAUCAGUAUAGCCCCUAG